GGCAUUCAGAAUGUCAAUGCAAUAUGUACAGAUAACGCCGAGCUCAUGAAGAUCGCGGCGAACAUGUUGCAGACACACCCAAAUCCUGUUGUGUGUCGCAUUCCCUGGAUCCCAUGUACAACACACUGCCUAAGUUUGUUGCUGAGGGACAAUGCCGCACAACCUUUUGUGCGACAAACGAUGAGAGACACACACAAGAUUGUGAAGUUCAUGUGCAACAAACAAAAAACGCUUGCACUUCACAAGGACAUGAAGAAGGCGUUGGUGAUCAGGCGACCAGCGGAGAUGCGUUUCGGUACAGCAUACAUGAUGCUGGAGAGGCUGUACGACCAGAGGGAGGGCUUGGACACAUUAGUGUCGUCGGAGAGGUGGGCUAGGGUGCAAUGGGUUGGGGAUGCUCGGGAGCGGAUGCCUUAUGUCCGCAGGCUCUGCAGGGAUGACGGGUUUUGGAGGGACGUGAAGAGGGUGAUGGACAUCAUGGGUCCCGUUUACAAGUUUCUCAGGGAUCUUGAUAGGGACUGUUCAUCACCCACUGGGCUGUGGGAUUUGGAGGCCAUCCUCCGACAGAGACUUCGUUCACUCGACCUGUUGGACGUUGACAGGGACACGAUGAUGGACAUUGUGAGGGAUAGGGUGGAGCCGAUGGUUAAGCAGAGGGCAGAGCAGAGGGUGCGGAAGAGGGUUGAUGAGAGGGUGGAGCAGCGGGUGGAUCAGAGGAUGAGGGACGUGGUAGAGGUUACGGUUGAUGUGACCUUAGAUCAGCGAGGGGAUCGAGGGAUGGAGGAGAGUGCUUGUGUGGUGCCGAGUGAUCGCCACUCUGGCGAGAGCAUCAUCCGUGAUGUUGUGACAUGUGGACGUACUGAGCAGAGGUUGGACACGGACCAUGGUGUUGGAGAUCGACUUGGCUUGGACGGGAUUGGUAGAGACAGAGGCGACAGGGCAUGUAUCCGUGAUACGGGCAUUCCGCCUCCACAGGACACAUUUCCGUCUUCACAUGAUGUUAUCACGCGGCGCACUUUCUACGGGAUCCCACCACUACCAUUGCGGACGUCAUUGCCACCAUCGACAUCGACAAGGGCAGAGAUUCAUUUGGGGAGGUCUACGACACCCGGCGUAGGUGGCGGACACCCUGCUACAUACGGUCGCGCACCGAGUUUAGCACAUACUAUCCCUUUGUCAUCGUCUAGUGGUAGCACCUCGCCUCCACUUACGUCCGCUCGAGCACGCCUUCCUCUUCAUGUGUCUGGCGCUUCCACCUCUAGGACAGACAAGGGUAUUCAGCCUCCGCGGAGUCCACUGGGCAUGCCGCCACUCCCAGCACGACUCUCUACUGCUAUUCAAGUUGUUGAUAACGUCAUGAUGAGUCGUGCAGGUAGGAAGAGGAGGAGGGAUGAGGAUGAUGGAUGCGAGCAUGCACGUGAAGGUCGAGUACGUCGUGGCACCAAGAGAAGACGAGCACGCCCACCAGGCACAAGCCGAGGGAGAGGUCGCCCACCGUUAUCAGGAUGACACUCUUGGGCGAUGAGCCAGUUGGGUGUAGAGGACACCAGUGAGGGAGGUGCAGUGGAUAGGACCACAACAG
This is a messenger RNA of Chara braunii, 1582 nucleotides long. Lineage: Eukaryota; Viridiplantae; Streptophyta; Charophyceae; Charales; Characeae. The record is from the annotation of a GenBank genome assembly.